Schistosoma bovis is the source of this 3294-nucleotide messenger RNA. The record is from the annotation of a GenBank genome assembly. Lineage: Eukaryota; Metazoa; Platyhelminthes; Trematoda; Strigeidida; Schistosomatidae.
CUUCGUUACGACGAUAUUGGAUAUUGGUUUUAUUGUUACUGUUAACCUGAGUAACAUAUUCGAAACGUAACGCUAUCAACUCAUGGUUUCGCUUGUCAGAUUGUGUUGAUUUUACUCAUGUGUUAUUUAUAAUUGUUAUCUAUUGGUUUCAAUAAUAAAUGUAAGUGCAUUCUAUGUAUUUACUGGAUCAUCGGCUCACCUUUUCUGUCGUUUCCUCUUCCAGAUUCUCUCAAAUACUACUCAAGGUACAUUCAAGCUAGAAGCGAAUCUGCCAGAUGCUGUUUGUCACACCUGUCUGACCAUUAAGUCUUCAGGAUUGUAUUGUUUUUGAUCAUAUAUAAUCCAAUGGAAACCAUUCUGGAGAAUAAACGUACGAUGUCUUCAGUGAUUUCUGACAAAAAGUGGAGCAACCUUAAAUGCAUUCUUGGACGUUCUGGUCCAUUUCAUCGGUCAGAAUUCGAGCCGUCAAAUGAACUCUUAAGCAUGGUUAGAGAACAUGUGAAAAUCCUUGUCAUUGGAGCUGGAGGUUUGGGUUGUGAGCUUCUGAAAAACCUUGCUAUGAUGGGGUUUUGUCAUCUGGAGGUCAUAGACAUGGACAUAAUCGAUAUUUCCAAUUUGAACAGACAAUUUCUGUUCCGAUCUCACGAUGUCGGCAAACCGAAAGCCAAUGUUGCAGCGGAUUUUAUCAUGCGCCGCAUUCCAACAUGCAAAGUUGUCCCACACUACAAUAAAAUUCAAGAUUUCGGUGCGCCGUUUUAUAAACAAUUUAAUGCUGUGGUUUGUGGUCUGGAUUCAGUCACAGCUCGGCGGUGGAUUAAUUCUAUGCUGGCAAGUCUGGUUCGUUAUAAUCCAGAUGGUCAACCAGAUCCAAACACUGUCAUACCACUUGUUGACGGUGGGACAGAGGGAUUCAAAGGACAUGUCCUUGUUGUUCUGUAUGGCCUGACUGGAUGCCUAGAAUGUACACUUGACCUAUACCCACCACCAACCAAUUUUCCCUUAUGUACUAUAGCGCAUACUCCUCGUCUUCCAGAACAUUGCAUAGAAUAUGUGAGAAUACUGUUAUGGUCAAAAGACAAUCCAUUUGGAAAUGAUGUUGCAAUCGACGGCGAUUCACCUGAACACAUACAAUGGAUAUAUGAAAAGUCAUGUGAAAGGGCUAAACAAUUCGGAAUUUCAGGUGUUACACUACGUCUUGUACAAGGUGUCGUAAAGCGAAUAAUCCCUGCUGUUGCUUCUACAAAUGCUGUUAUCGCAGCUGCAUGUGCAACUGAGGUCUUCAAACUAAUCACAUUCUGUUACAAUUAUUUAGAUAAUUACAUGAAUUUCAGUGAUAUUGAUGGAGUUUAUACCUAUGGUUUUUCUGUUGAACGCAAAGCUGAUUGUCUUGCCUGUAACAAUGUGCCACGAACUCUUCGAUUGCAGACUACUUGUACAUUAAGAGAUGUUAUAAAUGUUUUGAAGACAGAUCCUGAGUUUCAAAUGCAGUCACCCAGUAUAACAACAAUUAUUGAAGAUCAACAUCGUUCAUUGUAUAUCAAUCUUCCAGAACUGGUUGAUACACUUAAACCGAAUUUGUCUAAAACUCUUCAAGUAUUAUUCAACCCAUUUAAAUGAAGUGAAUUCACAUUUUAAAUAUUUUUUCUAGUUGUAACGUUUACUUUAAAUCUCAAUAAUUCAAUUCCUGUUUUGGAAGAUUGAAUAUAUUUGAAGAUAAUUCUUGGUAUGAAAUGACAUCAGUCGAAGAAAUGCUAGAAGUAACCUUUUUGAUCACUAACUUCAAUUCUUUCCAUAUUUGAAUCUAGAAUCUAUAGUUACAAAGCAAAACACAAUGACUUUUCAAUACUUUUCAUUAGUUUUACUUUAAUUCCACUUUCGAAAGUGAAUUCUAGCCAUUUUACAAGUUGAUUUUUAUAAAUAAUAUCUGAUAAUCUUGUCUCGGUAUGUGUUCUAUUGCCAGUUCAUUCAAAAAAUUUUUCGUCUAACCGACUUUAUAGCUGUUUAAAGUUGAAAAUCUUAACAGUCUCUGUCUGAUAGACUGAUAGAUAAUUAUGAUCAAUUAAUCUAUAAAUCUGAAUACUGACGAAUCGAUGUUUAGUUUCAUUUAAGUAAUUUAUCAAUCUGAUUAACUGUUAUUACUUAGCUAGAUAAAUUUGCUAUUGGCACAUAGUUGCAGCAAAUCUGUAAGUAUUAAUAUGGUGUAUGCUGAGAUGGUGGAGAUUUGUAGCUCAGGUGAAUGAUGUUAAUGUAGUUUGGUUCUAUGCGCUGGAUGUUUUAGCCGUGGAGCUUUCUUUGUUCUUUUGAACGACGUUGUCAGCAGAAACUUCAGGUAGAAGUCAAGUAUUCGGAUUUCUCCACAUGUGGUUCACAGCUUGUCCUGUACACUCCGACACAUCAGCACAUCGACAUCGAGGUGUUGAUCAUCAUCAAUGUAGAGCUUGGCGCAGAUGUCCUUUGGGCCUAAUUCCCAUACCUUAUUAUAACAACAAUGUGAAGUUAUCAGUAUAGGGUUGUGAAGAUUGUUAGGUUUUUAUGGAGAUCAUGAACCGGUCAAUGUUAGAGCACCAUUGAAAACCUGGAAGCGCUAGACGGCCCUUUCGUCCAACUAUGGAACUCCUCAGCAGUGCAAUAUCGUGGAUUGGUUGAAGAUGGCGGUCUCAUAUCAAUCGGUUCAUGAUUUCAAUAAAAACCCAAUAAUCUCCACAACCUUAUACUAGUAAGUAUCAUAUGCUCACUAGUGAAUAGUUUAAAACGGUAAUUGUCGGAGUUCUAGUAAGAAGCCAUGACCAGUGAAGUUGAGCCAUGUCGGGAGUGAGGCAGUUACCCAUUGCAGACAAUGGAAGAUGGUCGCACAACAUCGUGGAUUAGUUGUAGCAAGAUACUAACACUUUUUGACCUCGGCUCAGUGGUCUAGGGGUUAAGCGUUUGCGUGCAAGGUCGAGGGUGCUGGAUUCCAAUCUCACAUGCAUGAUUGCGGAGACGUACUGCUGAUGAGCCCCAUAUUAGGACGAAAGGACUUUCCAAUGCUUCAAGGUUUUUAAUGGUGGUCUAACAUUGAUAUUUUCCUAAUUUCAAUAAAGAAGUAUGAAGUUAACGAUCUAAAUGACAAAAGAUAUCGAAAUAUAGUAUUAAUGACAGUGAAAAGGAAUAAGCAUAAAGAAUAUAGUCCGAAAAACAUAGUCGAAACUUACGCACUAAUAAUUUUUGAAACUCAAAUAUCAAACAGAAGAUAAAAAAUAUGUGGAUUUUUAACUACUGAUACAUAAAUGUAAUGAAUAUAAACUUGUAUAUAUC